Molecule: messenger RNA, 686 nt
Organism: Rubroshorea leprosula
Lineage: Eukaryota; Viridiplantae; Streptophyta; Magnoliopsida; Malvales; Dipterocarpaceae
Source: the annotation of a GenBank genome assembly
UCAAUUUAUAUGUGAGCGAUGAUAUGUUGACAUAUACUGCUGAAAGGUGUCCGCACCUCAGACGGCUUGUGCUGCUAGCUUGGAAUAGAAUAAAGAAAUCUGGAAUAUGCAAAGCUAUUCAAAGCUGGAAGGAGCUUGAAUCACUGACAAUGUCUAGCAUAACUGAUCCCGAAUAUCUCAUGGAAGAGAUUGCAAACAAUUGCAAGAACUUUUUCGAACUCAAAGUGAUGGGCCCUUUUGAGGAUAAAUUUGCUUCUGUCCUAGUUAGGUAUCUUCCAAAGUUAAGAGUUUUAAGCCUCCGAUGCUCAAUGCUGACAAUGAAAGCCUUGAUUAUUAUCUUAGAUGGCUUACACAGCCUAGAAGUGCUCAACAUAUCACAUUGCCUGAUUGAAGGACAAAAAACUCCUGCUUCAAGAGGAAUUGUCAAGGAACUUGAUGAAUCUAUUUUGAAGAAGGCAUCUCAGUUACAUGAGUUCAAAACGUGCAUGAAAGACUCAUGCAUCCUGUGCCAGCGGACAAAAGCUGAUGAAGGGCUGCUGAGGUGGUACAAGUAUGAAGAAGGGCUAUGGAAAGCAGAUGAGGUCAGCUCCCUUGCCCUUUGACUGGAGCCUUCUUACAUUGUAUUUUGGGGACUAAACCAUCUGAUCCCCUCCCCCCUUUGGCCUGAACAUUCUGAGACUGUUUCU